Messenger RNA from Cololabis saira (Pacific saury), 1678 nucleotides. It is a transcript of the gene tmem248, whose product is annotated as transmembrane protein 248. NCBI's taxonomy places the organism in Eukaryota, Metazoa, Chordata, Actinopteri, Beloniformes, Belonidae. The coding region runs from base 318 to 1340 and encodes 340 amino acids. The transcript has 7 exons. The record is from RefSeq and is a predicted model, not a curated record.
CGGGCGCACGCUGGACGGAGAUCGCGGGGACGCGCCGCUGCACUACGCAGUGCGGUUGCGCGCAUUACAUGUCGGUUUCAGGGAGGACCCAGGUACAUUAUUGACGCAUUUGCAGAGUGUAUGCAAAAUAUAUUAAUCUUCGAGAGCGUGCGGCAAACGCGAGGGCAGAGGAUGGGAAGGAGCGUGCGCGUUGUCCCCGUCGAGCUCAGACUUUUGCUCCUCAGCGUCUCGUUGGAGAGGGAGUAGCUUCAGCUAGCAGAGGAGCUAAGUGUUCACUGUGGCCCGCAGCGUCCCGGCCAGCACCGCAGGGAGGCAAAAUGGUGUACUUGUUAAAUCCUAUAGAGAACCUAAGGGGCUACAUCAACAACCGUCCACCUCUGGUCAUUUUCAUGAUCAGUGUCAGUGCAGUGGCCAUCGCCUUCCUGACCAUCGGUUAUUUCUUUAAGAUUAAGGAGAUCAAGUCUCCAGAGUUGACAGAGGACUGGAACACCUUUCUGUUGCGUUUCAACGAGCUGGACUUUUGCGUGUCAGAGAAUGAGACGAUAAAGCACGGCCUGAAUGAGUCGACGACGCCAGAGAGCAUGGUUGUGACGAGCGGUCAGGCCCGUUCCAGCACCCAGGCUCCCCUGCUGCUGGACGACUCGGGGCCUAUCAACAUUUCAGUCCCCAUCACCCUCACGCUGGACCCCCAGCGCCCGUUCGGAGGGUAUUCUCGCAAUAUCACCCAUCUGUACUCCACGGUGCUGGGGCAGCAGGUUGGCCUAUCCGGCCGGGAAGCCCAUGAAGAAAUAAACAUCACGUUCACUCUGCCCGUAUCCUGGAACUCAGACGAGUGUGUCCUGCAUGGCCACUGUGAGCAGGUGGUGUUCAGCACGUGCAUGACCAUCACAGCAGCCAGCAAUAUCUUCCCAGUCACAGUGCAGCCGCCACACUGCGUGCCGGAGACCUACACCAACGCCACAUCCUGGUACAAGGUGUUCACCACUGUCCGUGACUCGGACACCAAGUACAGUCAGGACUACAACCCCUUCUGGUGUUACAAAGGAGCAAUUGGCAAAGUGUACCACGCCCUCAACCCUAAGCUUACCGUCAUUGUUCCAGAUGAUGAUCGCUCUCUCAUCAACCUCCACCUGAUGCACACGAGCUAUUUCCUGUUUGUCAUGGUCAUCACUAUGUUCUGCUAUGCAGUCAUAAAAGGGCGGCCUGGCAAAGUGCGACAAAGCAAUCCCGACUACUGUCCUGAGAAGGUACAACAGACAUCAGCAGUGCUAUUUGACCUCAACAGGUGGCAUUGUCAGAGGAUUAAAAAGACGGAGAGCGCCGGCAGGAGUUACCUGUAACAAGGACGAACUGGAGAAAUGGAAGAUUUAAAAAAGAAAAAUAAAUGUACAUCCCAGUUGCCUCGGGAACCCCGGAAAUACAAUAAGGGACACAUAAGCUCUGUGAAUGCAUUACUCUCGCAAUGUUGGGUUUCUCCAACCAAAGAUAUACAAGUGCCUGUAUCUGUGGUGUAAAUAUUUGUAGGAACUCUGAUAUUCUGUGCAAAACCUCUUUCUUUCUGAGUUAUUAUUUCUGCCCGAGUCCCUAUGUGCCAUGCUAGAACAUGCAGUAUGUAAACAAAGCAGAAGUCCACAUUCACAAGUUCCACACUGAUGUCUCUUUUUAUUUUUUAUUUUUU